AUGGAAACAUCGAGAUGCGAUCAAUCCGACGAUAGUUUAUUUGGGCCUGAAAAUCGUGGAUGUCGAGAUGGAACAGAUUUUACCUUGCUUUUUGAGCAAUCCAUCUUUUCAAUUCUCCCAUAUGCUAUUUUUAAGAAAAAGAGUUCUUCAAAGAUCUUUAGACUUUCUAUGAUAUCGAUUUUAUGCCUUGGAGGUCUCCAAGUUUCUUUAAUCAUUCUUUACGCUUUACCUGAUGGUGAUUUGACUGAUUUUUCCUUGCCCGCGGCUUGUGUUAGCAUUAUUGCUAGCCUAUGUUUGAUUAUUGUAAGAACCCUAUGGCUACGUGGCGAUCAUCAGCUAAUAGCGAUUGUGUUUCUAUCAACUGUCCUGCUUAAGUUUACUAUUCUUAAACGAUAUCUUUUAAAACAGCCAUACGCUCACUAUGCACCCGAAGUUCUUGCAAGUUUUUUUAACAUGAGUGUAUUUUGGUGGCUGAAUUCGCUUUUGAUGAAGGGCUCUUCUUAUACUAUCUAG
Molecule: messenger RNA, 513 nt
Organism: Penicillium taxi
Lineage: Eukaryota; Fungi; Ascomycota; Eurotiomycetes; Eurotiales; Aspergillaceae
Exons: 5
Coding region: 1-513 (170 amino acids)
Source: RefSeq, a predicted model, not a curated record